Paralichthys olivaceus (Japanese flounder) is the source of this 845-nucleotide messenger RNA. The record is from RefSeq and is a predicted model, not a curated record. NCBI's taxonomy places the organism in Eukaryota, Metazoa, Chordata, Actinopteri, Pleuronectiformes, Paralichthyidae.
GCCCCAGCAUUACUUUUCCACUUAUAUUUUGUCCCUCUUCUGUAUUCGAUUAGAGGACUGGCAGUCGCAGCGGCCAUCCAGCGUUUUCUUCCUGAGUGACGUCAUGCACAUCGAAGCGGCCGUCCUGCAGGGUCACCACGUUCCCCUGAGGGUCUUUGUGGACAGCUGUGUGGCCACGGCAGAGCCCGAUCCCUUCUCCCAACCCAGAUACCCCUUCAUCAGCAACCACGGGUGUCUAACUGAUGCUAAGCUGACAGGAGCCAAGUCUUACUUCAUGCAAAGAAGCCGGCAGGAUAAACUUCACUUUCUGCUCAAAGCCUUCAGGUUCCAGCAAAAUCACAGCAGCUCGCUCUACAUCACAUGUCAUAUGAAAGUGACGACGGUCUCUGUUCCCAUCGACUCGCAGCACAAAGCGUGUUCAUUCCUCACUGAGGCCAACAGAUGGGUGGCGUCAGGUGGGGACAAUGAGGUGUGUGGCUGCUGUGAAAGCAGCUGCGACAAGCAGAGAUGGAGAAGAAGCCUCGUGGUGGACACUGGUCUUCCUCCGGAGCUGCAGUGGGAGGGGGUGGCCUCUCUAGGCCCCAUCCUGCUGGAGGAGAACGUCCUAGAAGAGGUGUCCGAGCUUCCUCCAGAGCCGCUCCCUCUGCUCCACACGCAGGAAGUUACUCAGACAGAUACGACAAUAUCCUCUCACCCGUCGAUAGACCUGCUGUGUGGAGUUGGUGCGGCGCUGGCCGUGGUGCUGCUAGUUCUCAUGGGAGCCGUCACUGUGAGCAGACUACACAAGCUCAAUGGAUACGAUGUCAAAACCUGAUCUAAGAGAAUAAAACCUUUAUACAAACCCA